Macadamia integrifolia is the source of this 2892-nucleotide messenger RNA. Its product is annotated as putative F-box protein At1g65770. Lineage: Eukaryota; Viridiplantae; Streptophyta; Magnoliopsida; Proteales; Proteaceae. The coding region runs from base 386 to 1528 and encodes 380 amino acids. The transcript is spliced from 2 exons. The record is from RefSeq and is a predicted model, not a curated record.
CUUACAUAGACAAGGGCAUGCGAUAACCACGGCGCCCCUUCCUGUGUUGCGCGCGCCGCUGAGGCCCUGUGAGUGGUGGGCGCAAGGGCCUCCUCCCUGGUUGGUUGGUCCGCUUGUUGGUUUUUUCUUUUCCUUUGAAUCAUCCAAUUUAACUGAAUCCGUCGAAUGUAGUUAUUGGCUCCCACAAUUCAAGGUAUGACUCUCCAGAUUAUUCGAAUAGGUUGAUUAUGCUAGUUAAUUUUCUAGGGUUCUGGCGAUUUCAGCCGAUCUGAAGCAGGAAUCAAUACGGUCACUGAUCCUGUAUUUUUGACCAUGGCACCGAUUUCAUAGAAGUUCUUCACACAAUCUCUCUCUGUGAUACUGCCACACACACACAGACGGAGGAAUGGCAACAGCCCAAAACUGGUCAGAGCUUCCGGUGGACUUGUUAGACCAAAUUGCUAAGCCUCUCAUUCUCUAUGCCGACUAUAUUCGAUUGCGAGCUGUUUGCGUUUCAUGGCAAUCUGCUCUACCAAAGAUACCCAACCACCUACCUCGCCAAUUCCCACUUCUGAUGAUCCCCAAUGAAAAGGAAAGCGAUACACACCGUGACUUCUUCAACCUUGCCGAGAACAAGUACUAUCGAUUCGAUUUUCCCUUUGAGGUUCAUAACAAGGUCCUUUGUGGAUCAAGCCAUGGUUGGUUGGUUACAUUUGAUCCAAACACUUUAUCCAUUAGCCUCUACAAUCCUUUCACCAAAGCCCUUAUAAAGCUUCCAUCUUUUCCUGCAUUUGAUUAUGAAGAGAUAGAAUAUCUGAAUAAGGUUGUGUUGUCUUCAAGUCCUUCUUCUUCUGAUUUCGUUGCAAUAGCUGUGAUUAAAUAUUCUAGGAAUAUGAGAUUCUGCAGAUGUAGAGACGAAAGUUGGGCUAUUUUAAGAGAACCCAAUGGAGUUCCAUUAUGUUUUUUCGCAGACAUUAUAUUCUAUAAGCAGCAAAUUGUUGCUGUGAGAUUUGAUGGAGAAGUUGUGAUAAUGGAAGUCAUUGAUAAUAAUGGAAAUUCUAUUCCUAAGAUUAAGAUUAACCAGAUACUGGUACCACCAUAUUCAAUCACUUUUGAUGAUACUAUUCAUCUAGUGGAGUCUGAUGAUGAACUUUUCAUUGUUAGUCGUUUGGUGGGCUUCACUCACACGGAUAACUACUUCAAUUACCAUUGUAUAGCAACUGGGUUUUCUGUUUAUAAGCUAGAUUUGAGCAAGAACAGUAAAGGGGUUGUAAAUGCUGAGUAUUCUGAAGUGAAGAGCUUAGGUGACAGAAUGCUUAUUCUGGAUGUGGGUCCAUCUUCAUAUUUCUCAACCCAUGAUUUCCCUGGAUGUAGAAGAAACUGCAUAUAUUUCACUGAUGAUCUCUGGACUGGUCACUGGGAGGGACUCGCCUGCGAGAGCUGUGUUGCUCUGUUUGACAUGGGAGAUAAACGGAUUAAGCCAUUGCCAUGUUAUCCUCAAGAACUCUUUUCGCCGCCUUCAGUUUGGGUUACACCCAGUCCUAUUUAAUCUUAUCCGAGUUUCCCUAAAACUUUUCUUCCUACACUUGAUUAAAUUUUGUAGCAUCUUCAUAGUUUAGUAGAUGAAUUAGGAUUUUGAUAUAUAUCUUGGUUGUUCUUCCUGUUAGUUAACAUGUCUGAUUCAUGUUAUAUUUACUGAAAUUAAUUAAAACUGUAUUGAAUUUAUAUUUUGUUAUGUGAAAGGUUAGGUGAUAUCAGGCUUGUUCUCAGCUCUUAUUUACUUGUUUGCUGUUCUUGAAAACAGAAAAUUUGCUUUUGAGAGACGACGAGUUUGAGCAGAGAUACACUCAUACAUGUUAAAAAACUAGGGUUCUAAUUAUACAUUUUCAAAGCCCUCAUAAAGUGGCAUCUUCUUCAUUACCAAACACUUCUCACUAGCUCCAAAAUAAAAAAAUAAAUAAAUAAAUUCUUUCUUCUUACAACCUCACACUUUAAUCCGGAAAGCGAUACAUGCUGUGACUUCUUCAGGCUUGCUAAGAACAAGCCCUAUUGCCUCCUUGACUUUCCCUUCAAUGUCCAUAGCAAGUUCCUCUGUGGAUCAUGCCAUUGCUGGCUGAUUAUAUUCAAUGACACUUUAUCUGUUGGCCUCUUCAGUGCUUUCACCAAAGCCCACAUAGAGCUUCCAUCCUUACUUGCAUAUGGUUCUGAAAUUGAUUCUGAAGGGUUAGAAUCUUUAAAUAAGGUUGUGCUGUAAUCAAGUCCCUCUUCUUCUGAUUCAUGGUAUUCUGCAGAUGUGGAGACAAAAAGAUGGACUGUAUUGAAGGAACAACCAGCAGAUAUCAUAAUUUCAUUCACAGACAUCAUAUUCUCUAAGCAGAAAAUAGUUGUUGUGAGAGUACAUGGAGAAGUUUUCAUAAUGGAUGUCAUUUUGGUGGCUAUGGGCUCAUGGAGCUUGGAUGACUACAGCGAUGACCAUUAAAUAAUAAUUGGGUUUGUUGUCUAUAAGCUGAAUUGGAGCAGGAACAGAGAAGGGGUUAUAAAUGCUGAAUGGUCUGUAGUGAAGAGGUGCUGGAUACUCUUUUCUGGGUUUGGGUCCAUCUUCAUAUUUCUUGACCUAUGAUUUCCCUGGAUGUAGAGGGAACUGCAUAUAUAUCACCAAGGAUCUCUGGAGUAGCCACUUGGAGGGACUCACCGGAUGGGGUUGGUUUGUUCGACAUGGGAGAUAAAUGGAUUAAGCCAUUGUCAUGGUAUCCUCAAGGACUCACUUGGCCUCCAAUUUUGGUUAUACCCAGUCCUAUUUAAUAUAUCUCAGUUUCCCGAUAGUCAAGUAGAUGACUUUGGAUUUUCAUAUUUUAUCUUUGGUUAUUCUUGUCAAUAAAAAUCAAUAAAAAUGUCUGAUUCAUGUUAUAUUUA